Cercocebus atys (sooty mangabey) is the source of this 1892-nucleotide messenger RNA. It is a transcript of the gene BCL7B, whose product is annotated as B-cell CLL/lymphoma 7B. The transcript has 7 exons. The record is from RefSeq and is a predicted model, not a curated record. NCBI's taxonomy places the organism in Eukaryota, Metazoa, Chordata, Mammalia, Primates, Cercopithecidae. The coding region runs from base 152 to 871 and encodes 239 amino acids.
GCGCACAAGAGGCGACGGCGCGGUGACGCGCGCGGCGGCGGCGGCGGCGGCGGCGGCGGCGGCGGGCGGCGCGGCGGCGCGUGAAGGCGCGCGAACCCCGGUGUCUUGGAGCAGUGCCCUGGCCCUGGCCCCCGCCGCUCCCGCCGCCGCCAUGUCGGGCCGGUCGGUCCGGGCGGAGACCCGCAGCCGGGCCAAAGACGACAUCAAGAAGGUGAUGGCGGCCAUCGAGAAAGUGCGGAAAUGCCGGGGGCCCGCCCUCCACUCUUCCUGGGUUUUGGCCCCGCCUGCGUUUCCAAGCUGGCCCUUGAUAAUAGCGAGUAUCCCUGGAGUGAUUUCAACCCGCCAGGCUGAGAGCUCUGCGUAUUCAGGCAUUGAAGCUGGGACUACAGGCAGCUGCCACCAUGCCCGGAAAGAAAAGUCAAAAUCGAACAGUUCAGCAGCCCGAGAACCUAAUGGCUUUCCCUCUGAUGCCUCAGCCAAUUCCUCUCUCCUUCUUGAAUUCCAGGAUGAAAACAGCAACCAGAGUUCCGUGUCUGACGUCUAUCAGCUGAAGGUGGAUAGCAGCACCAACUCAAGCCCCAGCCCCCAGCAGAGUGAGUCCCUGAGCCCAGCACACACCUCCGACUUCCGCACGGAUGACUCCCAGCCCCCAACCCUGGGCCAGGAGAUCCUGGAGGCUCUAAGGAAGCUCCCCCAGGUCCAGGCCUCAGGGGACCCCUGCCCUCAGGCCGACCCUGCUGCCUUUUCAGAGCCCUCCCUACCCUCCUCGGAAGUGGCUGAUGAACCUCCCACCCUCACCAAGGAAGAACCAGUUCCACUAGAGACACAGGUCGUCGAGGAAGAGGAAGACUCAAGGUGGCCCCACCCCUGAAGCGCUUCUGUGUGGACCAACCCACAGGUGCCGCAGACGGCCUCAGAAAGCUAGCACCGUCCCUGGCCCUCUGCCUCCUGGCCCUGCCCUCUAUUUAUUGCAUUCUUGUUCUGGCCCGCGGCUGCGUUGCUGGGGUAAGGGCAAGCCACUGGGUCGAGAGCCUGCACACAUGAGCCUUCCGGGCUGGAAGGCUGGCGUAGGACUUGGGGGCUGUAGCAUCAUCUUCCGUCCCUGGCACCUGUGUUACUUGCUCCCGAGAAGAGGAGCGGCUCAUGUCUUUUUUGCACCCAAGGUGGCUGGAGCAUCGGCCACCCCAAGGAUUAUCAUCCUGUCCCAAGAUUCAUCUGUCACCUCCAGGCAGCAGUCUCUGCUCCAGAAUCUCUGGACAGAGCUGCUGGCAGCUUCUGCGAGAAGAGAGAGAUGUGGAAGGCACCCUCUAGAAGAGAGUGCCUCGGGUUACUUGAACUUGAAUGGAGACUGUAGACUCCCGGACUUUCCCCUAGGACUGGGGGCCCUGUAGGCUGCUGUUGGGGAAGGACUGGGUAGAGACGUUGGAGGGAAGGGAAGGGCUUUUCUCCACACAAGGGCAGAGAGUCUGUCUAGAUUUCUUGCUGUCCUGCCAGUUCUGCCCAUGCCUGAGGUGGUCCUGCCUCUCACGGGCACCCUAGCUGCUGACAGUCCUUUGUGGCCGCCGUCCCCAUCCCCUGCCCUCAGCACACACGUCCGCACACACAGCUUUCUUUGUUCUCACCUGUACCUGUCAUUCCAACAUCCCUGCCUCUUGCCACAAACUGCCCCAGCAAGAAUUUGAGGUUCUGACACAGUACCCAUCCCCCACAGUACCCCUUCAGCUCAGUUUCUAGAAAGCUCCCUUUUCUUUGAAAUCUGCAUGUUAAAUUGAACUUUGUGAUUUUAUUUUUUGUUUCAAAAAAGUUUAAGAAAAUGGAAAUGGGCAACAGUGAGUGAAGACAUAUUUUAGCACUGAAUAGAAUAUUUUUAAAAUUAAACUAUUUGAAAUAUG